AUGGACGUGAAAAGUGCAUUCUUGAAUGGAUUAUUAAACGAAAAAGUAUAUGUUAAACAACCUCAAGGUUUUCAGGUGAAGCAAUCCCAAGAAGGGAUACUCAUUUCUCAAACCAAGUAUGCAAGCAACUUGGUGAAGAAAUUCAAUGUAGCCUUGAGCAGACCAGCUCCAACUCGUAUGAGCCCGAGCAUUAAGCUAAGCAAGGAUACAAUAGGAAAGUUUGUGGAUCAGACUUUGUAUAGAAGUAUCAUAGGAAGUUUACUUUACUUGACUGCAAGUAGGCCUGACAUUACAUUUAGUGUUUGUGUGUGUGCUAGGUACCAAGCCGAUCCCAAGGAAUCUCACCUUUCGACAGUGAAAAGGAUCUUGAAGUACAUCAAUGGUACACCAGACUUUGGAAUUUUCUAUUCAAAGGAUACUAAUGCUUCAUUGGUAGGUUACUCGGAUGCUGACUGGGCAGGCUGCAGUGAUGAUAGAAAGAGCACUUCAGGUGGAUGUUUCUACUUAGGUACAAACUUGGUAGCUUGGCAUAUCAAAAAGAAGAAUGCCAUCUCCUUCUCCACAGCUGAAGCAGAAUACAUAGCUACUGGAAGUUGCUGUACUCAAUUGCUUUAG
Molecule: messenger RNA, 615 nt
Organism: Tripterygium wilfordii
Lineage: Eukaryota; Viridiplantae; Streptophyta; Magnoliopsida; Celastrales; Celastraceae
Product: secreted RxLR effector protein 161-like
Exons: 2
Coding region: 1-615 (204 amino acids)
Source: RefSeq, a predicted model, not a curated record